AUGCAAUUCUACCAUGUAAUCCUAUUUUACACAAAUUAUCUCGUAUACAUCGAGGAGGUAUAUUUUUUUAGCUAUUUUCUUGAAUUCUACAGCAAACUUAAUACUUCCAAUUUGUGGAUCCGCAUUUAUUUUUUUUUCGAACAAGAUAUAUCAUUACUAUUAAGUAAUGAAGGCCUAUUAGAACCCGAUUUUCUUUCCCAUUGUCCCGUUUCAUUAUUUUUUUUUGAAACCGUCGAUUGGCUUAUCAAGAACUUUUUUGAAAUUUCUUUUUGUUUACAGCCAAUUUCUAAAAAAGCCUUAAUCUCGGACUUUUCACUCAAUAAUUUUUGUGUUAUAAGGGAUAAAAAUAAAGCCUUUUAUAGUUUUAAAUUAAAUUUUCCCGCCAAAAAAACAUUCCAUUUUUUUGCCACCUAA
Vairimorpha ceranae is the source of this 414-nucleotide messenger RNA. RefSeq lists its product as hypothetical. The transcript has a single exon. Lineage: Eukaryota; Fungi; Microsporidia; Nosematidae. The record is from RefSeq and is a predicted model, not a curated record. The coding region runs from base 1 to 414 and encodes 137 amino acids.